UCAUUACAGCCUGGCCGCCUAUAUAAGCUGCAGAGUCUCACCAGAUGAUCACAAGCGCAACCAAGCCGACCUAGAGAAAGACUUGAAAUCUCGGGGGUUAAAAUCAUGAAGGUCCUUGUUGUGCUCGUCCUAGCCGCUUUUGCUGGCUGUAAUGCUAACCUCUUCUAUGCUGAUGCACCGAAGCCACAGCUGGAAGUGCUGACUGAUUCUUUCUGGGACUAUGUUGGCAAAGCCACUCAGACAGCUGAUGACACUCUUCAGAUGAUCAGGAAGACUCAGUUUGGACAGGAAGUCAGUGCCCGUCUCACAGAAAGUACCGACUUGGCCAACAAGUAUGCAGUCACCCUGCAGGAGCAGCUUCCCCCCGGAGCCCAGGAACUGAUCACCAAAGUCACCACAGAGGCUGAAUUGUUGAGAGAGCGUGUGACCCAGGACCUGAACACCGCCCGGGAGAAGCUGGAGCCCUACACUGACACCAUGAAGGCCCAGAUCCAGCAGAGGGUUGAGCAGCUCAAACAGGAGCUGGCCCCCUACGCCGAAUCCCUGGACUCUGACACCCUGAGGACCACCCUGGUGCAGAAGACCGAGGAGCUGAAGGCCGGCCUGGAGCAGAGUGUACAGGAUCUGCAGACCCAGCUGGAACCCUACACCGGUGACCUGAAGGAGAAGGUGGACCAGCACCUGCAGCAAUUCCGGGAAAGUGUCACUCCUGUGACCGACAGAGUCCAGAGCGAGCUCACGCAGAGAGCCCAGCAGGUGAAAGAAAUGGCUGGCCCCUACGUUGAUGAGCUGAAGGGGAAACUGGACCCCUACGCCCAGGACCUCCAGGCUCGUCUCACCUCCCUCUAUGAGUCCUUUGUUAAUUCCAGCUAAGUUAACCUCAUGUAACAAAGACUGCAUCAAAUGAAAAGACCAAAUCCUCCCAGGAACACAACCAUGUUAGUAUGACAACACUAAUUUACCUGCUUCUAAGUUGCAGGUGUUUAUAGGCAUCAUCACCAAAAGCUGUUCUGUGACCAAACACUGUGCUCUAUUCCUAGUAUGGAAAAGAAAGUAUGGAAAAUAAAGUAAACGCAAACCAA
Messenger RNA from Cololabis saira (Pacific saury), 1082 nucleotides. Its product is annotated as apolipoprotein A-I-like. Gene Ontology annotation, cellular component: chylomicron; high-density lipoprotein particle; blood microparticle. Gene Ontology annotation, biological process: high-density lipoprotein particle assembly; phospholipid efflux; cholesterol biosynthetic process. NCBI's taxonomy places the organism in Eukaryota, Metazoa, Chordata, Actinopteri, Beloniformes, Belonidae. Bases 106 to 873 code for a protein of 255 amino acids. The transcript is spliced from 4 exons. The record is from RefSeq and is a predicted model, not a curated record. Gene Ontology annotation, molecular function: phosphatidylcholine-sterol O-acyltransferase activator activity; phospholipid binding; cholesterol binding.